AUGAAAAGCAUGAAAGGAAGAAUUGUAAAGAAACUGAAUUCCAUAUCAACCAUCCACUCUUUGAAACAAGGCUUCUUGUUUAGGACUACCAAUCUGUCAAACCAAUACUUCCAAACUUCAUCACCUCCAAAAGAAUGCGAGAAGGAUAAUAUUCAAUCAGAGCUAGUCACGGGCGGUAGAAUAGAUCAAUCAGAGAUCAUAAAGGAUGCUGAAGAUGACGCACUGGUUCCUGGCAAAUGUGAUGAUGAGAAAGCAGAAGAUUUUAGACCCCCCUUAAAGUCUGAGGAGGACGCAGGCUCUGCUCUCGAUAACAAGGAGGAAUUACAAUUAAUGGCAGAAUCAGCCAUUGAUGAGAAAUGUGAGACCGACUGUCAAAGUGGGGGGUCAGCUGUAGGGCAGCUGAACCAAAAAAAUGUUCAUCAGAGCCCGUCUGACUCCACACUAGUAGCUUGCUUUAAGCUGACAGAUAUGGAAGAAAGCAAAAUGAUUGAUGCAAAUGAUCUGUCUGAACUUCUUUCAUCAUUGCAGGGAUUUGAAGAAAGAUGCCCUCCUGCAGGUGGAAGCGAAUCAAUUGUUCUCUACACAACAAGCAUGAGAGGAAUCAGGAAAACCUUUGAAGACUGCACAAGCAUCCGGUUCCUUCUGGAGAGCUUUCGAGUUGAAUACCACGAGAGAGAUGUCGCGAUGCACUUGGAAUACAGAGAAGAGCUUUGGAGGGUUAUGGGACAAAGGGUAGUCCCUCCCAGGCUGUUCAUCCGAGGUAGAUAUAUCGGAGGGGCAGAUGAAGUGAUAGGAUUGCAUGAAAGGGGAAUGCUGAGGAAGCUCCUGCAAGGGAUACCUGUGACUCCAAACAAUUCUGCUUGCACUGGUUGCGCAGGAGUAAAAUUCGUACUGUGUUUCAACUGCAAUGGAAGCCGCAAGAUCAUCGCUCCAGAUGAUGGACCGGCAAUCAGAUGCUCAGAGUGCAAUGAGAACGGAUUAGUGAAGUGCCCCAUUUGCGGCUUUAAAUAA
Coffea eugenioides is the source of this 1011-nucleotide messenger RNA. RefSeq lists its product as uncharacterized. The record is from RefSeq and is a predicted model, not a curated record. The transcript has a single exon. NCBI's taxonomy places the organism in Eukaryota, Viridiplantae, Streptophyta, Magnoliopsida, Gentianales, Rubiaceae. The coding region runs from base 1 to 1011 and encodes 336 amino acids.